GUGGUGCCAAAAAUAGUUUUGUAGAGGAGGCUAUCUUCGUAUUCUCUUCAGUCCAAGAAAUGUUACGAACAUGAACUCGAGUCCAAGACCGUCUAGUUUCUUAAAUUAGCCAUAACUAGGACAAUCUUCGACAAGUUUGCAGAGAGCAAAUGGGGGAUUCAUCUCAGUGGCAUGAGUAUCUCGUGUUGUAUUGCAGUAGUAGGAGGGGGGUUGUAAAUAUCUGGCUGAUCACUGUCGAGUACUGCUAGAAACUGGGAGAUAAAUAGGACGAUGGAAGCCCGACAAAUACCAGUAUAACAACGAGCCUUCACAUCAAGCAUCGCUACAACAGAUCAGAUCCUUAAAAUGAAGGCCGCUUUUGCUUCCCAGUUGCUGUCGCUCGCGGCUCUCUUGAUGCCCUUGAACUCCUGUCAUGCUUUACCUCUAUCAGAAAAAGAUCUAAGACUCUUCGAAGAGCGGUACAUCAACUCAUUAAACUAUUCACUUGGUAACGACACUGUGAAGUUGGUCGGCUACAAAGCCAUCAAGAUCCCCGCCGAAGAGUUAGAUGACUUGAAAGAUCACUACAACAAUCACCCGGAGGUAUGGAAGAACAUGCCAAACUACUUCUACGAUCAAGGCUCCGGCACAUUAAGAGCUUAUUUCCCAGUCGACGGAGCUUUAGUCGAGCACGACGGCCAGUACCAUGAGGCAAGCCCAAUGGGCGAGUUGGACCUGAAGGAAAUCAAUGGCGAUCAUUCUGUUUUGGGCCGCCGGCAGACCGAUUCAAUCACAGGUGUUGAAGGUAACAUCAUCAAAGAUGGUAUUAUCUACCUUGAGAACGCUCCAAAGCCGAAUGCUCGGUAUGGUAACGUGCUUGUCUAUGAUUUUGGUGAAAAGAUUGUCCUCGACCACGAUCAUGGCAGCCACUCGAAGCGAGGAGGAAAGAAGUCUUGCAUGAAUAACCACGGCGGCCCCAAUUGCAGUGACAAAUUCAACAUCCAUAACAACAAGUGCAAGAAGAGGCAUGACAUCUGCAUGGACUACAACGGCUGGUUUUCAAACUGCAAGAAGAAUGGCUCGACUUGGAGGAACUUUCCUGGAAGUGAUUGUGACAAGGCUCUUGGCCGUGGUAAAUGCUGGAAUGAGGUUAUGUGAAGUCGUUCUAUCUUAAAUUUGUGUCUGAGAGUUGGGGUUAUUAUUUAUGAUGCGAUUUUGAGGAUCGUGCCUAUGUGAAUAACUUCAUGUCUGGUGAUGGUGAUUGAUCUUCCUGUACUAGUUUUUGGCCCAUUAUUGUCCUUUAUCCCCUUUCGAAAUACAUACUGAGAGAUGUCAUAUCCUGUACGUAAAAGGCACAACAACGGUGUUCAGAGGGAGCGUC
Messenger RNA from Aspergillus alliaceus, 1360 nucleotides. RefSeq lists its product as uncharacterized. The record is from RefSeq and is a predicted model, not a curated record. NCBI's taxonomy places the organism in Eukaryota, Fungi, Ascomycota, Eurotiomycetes, Eurotiales, Aspergillaceae. Bases 346 to 1137 code for a protein of 263 amino acids. The transcript has a single exon.